ACACAGUACGCCAAAUGUGGCUGCAGCGGACGAAGCCACUUCAUGCGCUCAAAAGGCACAUACCUAGGUAACAUGAGUGUCGCCAAAGUCUAGGUCCAGAAAAGGUUCUCGUACAUGCGCUGGCAAGGACGCUUCCAAGAACGUGCUACAUAGAACAAAGCAUUGCCAGCCGAUUUUCAUUGAGGGGGGGGCUUAGCGCCGUGCUACCGACCGGCAUCGUGGCCGUCCCACACAGCCUACGGUUCACGUAUCGGUACGGAACGAGGGCUUGUUCUAAGUAUCCGAAGAUGAGAUAAAUUCGGUCGUUCGUGUAUCUGCUCCAAUCAGAUGUCUUUCCUUCUAAUGGUCGUGGAUAAAUGCCAACCUCAACACCUCUCACCGAUUCAGAGCUUCGAUCCGAGUUACAAGUUGCAGAAACCCCACUUACUCCGCCCUUCUUUCUGAACCAGAUACUGCAUGGCAGAUGCAAAGUAUUGUUCUACCUGAAAAGCACAUUUGUAGCUCAUGCUAUCUUCGGUGUCUGGUCUGAUGCUACUGUGCAUCCAAAACUCAUCGAGCCUUGGGUCAGGCUGUGGACUCUUGAAUGUACUAAAUACCAGAUCAUAAGCAGACAUUGUUCUUCUUUGCAGGACCGAGUCCAGCUUAGACACUCACAUCCUCCUCAAUGUACAAUAAUGAUCGAAUAUUACGAUCUCCUAUUUAGCGAUGAUUUGUAUCAAAGUUGGCCCAACAAUGACAUUACCUAUCCAACGAUGAGAUCCUGCGAAGCGACAGUCAAACUCAUAGCUUCGUUAUGUACUACAAGGGAUUUUCUACGAUGCCGACACUAUGUUAUCUGCCCGUCUUGGUAUCCCUUGUUUCCUGACUCGUUAUCACCUUCGUCGUUUUCCGCACAGCCCAAUCGCUGCUAGCCGGUUUCUGCACUGGCAGGAAUUCUUCACUACUGUCGUCCUUCGAAGGAGUUUCACCUUCCAACCAAUUCAGCCAUCUCUGGCUUGUGCUUAAUUCCAACUUGUUCCCUUGUCU
Molecule: messenger RNA, 1026 nt
Organism: Mollisia scopiformis
Lineage: Eukaryota; Fungi; Ascomycota; Leotiomycetes; Helotiales; Mollisiaceae
Exons: 1
Coding region: 357-911 (184 amino acids)
Source: RefSeq, a predicted model, not a curated record